Onychostoma macrolepis is the source of this 7447-nucleotide messenger RNA. It is a transcript of the gene ckap5, whose product is annotated as cytoskeleton associated protein 5. Gene Ontology annotation, cellular component: centrosome; spindle pole; microtubule plus-end. The transcript has 45 exons. Gene Ontology annotation, molecular function: microtubule plus end polymerase activity; microtubule plus-end binding. Gene Ontology annotation, biological process: mitotic spindle organization; establishment or maintenance of microtubule cytoskeleton polarity; microtubule polymerization. The coding region runs from base 1104 to 6893 and encodes 1929 amino acids. The record is from RefSeq and is a predicted model, not a curated record. Lineage: Eukaryota; Metazoa; Chordata; Actinopteri; Cypriniformes; Cyprinidae.
CAGCUUUUGUGGUUGUAGAACUAAACUGUCAGCGGUUCGCUCACCCUAAUUGUUGCCUUCAGAGAUGAAUGCAUGCAACGCACUGAAUUAAACCCAAGUAAUGUCUUUAUGGAGAAAUAAUGCCUAUGUUGUCAGCAAUCUCAUUUACAAGUGAACAACCGCUUUGCCAUAUGGUUGUCACAAAGUCAUGUUAAGUCAUUUUGCAUCACUUGCACCCAAAAACUCAUUUUGAAGGUUUUUAAUAAAAAAAAAAAAACGUGUCAGUUUUCAAUUGUUUCUGCUCCAAACCACUGCAAAUCCCAGACACUGUAAAAUCAUUUUUAGAUGUUUAUUUGAUAGAAUUAGGUGAUAUAAUUAUUAAAAUGUAAUAAUAUAACACGCACUGUUCAAAAGUAAUGUUGUUAACAUAAGUCUCUUAUGCUCACCAAGUCAGCAUUUAUUUCUUUUAAAAAAAAGUAAAACUGUGAAAUUUCAAUUCAAAUUUAACUUUGUUAAUAUUUUAAAAUGUAACUUGUUCUUAAUGCUGAAGUUUGAGGAGACCUUAUUUGGUCUUAAGUGUCUCAUGAUCUUUCAGAAACCAUUCUGAUAUGCUGAUUUUGGUGCUCAAGAAAUAUUUAGCAAUGUUUGUUUUUUCUGGAUACUUUGAAUAGAAAGUCCAAAAUUCAGCAUUUAUUUGAAAUAGAAGUCUUUUGUAACAUUGGAAAUGUCUUUACUGUCACUUUAUCAAUUGAAUGCGUCCUUGCUAAACAAGUGUUAAUUCUUUUUUUCAAAUGUACUGACUGAGCCCAAACUUUUGAACAUGAAUAUACUGCAUAAAGAUUUGGAAAGCAAGAUUAAAUGGAUACGAGGAAGCAUUGAAGCUCUUCCAGAAGAUAGAAGACGAGAAGAGCCCAGAAUGGGGCAAAUACCUUGGACUUAUCAAGAGAUUUGUAACAGAUUCAAAUGCCGUAGCCCAACUCAAAGGACUGGAGGCAGCACUUGCUUUUAUUGAGAAUGCACACGUGGCUGGCAAGACAACAGGGGAAGUGGUUUCUGGAGUGGUCAGCAAAGUCUUCAACCAGCCCAAAGCACGAGCCAAGGAGCUAGGAGCUGAUAUCUGUCUCAUGUACAUAGAGAUCGAGAAAGCAGAGGUGGUCCAGGAUGAGUUGAUUAAAGGACUGGAUAACAAGAACCCCAAAAUUGUUGUUGCUUGCAUUGAUACGCUAAGGAAAGCACUUUGUGAAUUUGGAUCCAAGAUCAUAACUCUCAAGCCUGUCGUGAAAGUGUUGCCAAAAUUGUUUGAGUCUCGAGAAAAGGCAGUUCGAGAUGAGGCUAAAUUGCUGGCGGUGGAGAUCUAUAGAUGGAUCCGUGAUGCGCUGCGAGCUCCCCUCCAGAAUAUCAACUCUGUACAGUUGAAAGAGUUGGAGGAAGAAUGGGUGAAACUUCCAACCGCAGCUCCUAAGCAGACCAGGUUCUUGCGCUCUCAACAGGACCUCAAGGCCAAGUUUGAACAACAGCAGGCUGCAGGAGGAGAUGAGGCGGACGGAGACGAUGAUGAGGUUGAAGCUGCUCCAGUGGAUCCUUAUGAGCUUUUGGAAGCUGUCGAGAUCCUUUCUAAACUUCCUAAAGACUUUUAUGAGAAAAUUGAAGCAAAAAAAUGGCAGGAGAGGAAGGAAGCAUUGGAGGCAGUGGAGGCUUUGACUAAGAACCCAAAACUAGAGAACGGAGACUAUGGGGACCUGGUUCGAGCUCUAAAAAAGGUUAUUGGGAAAGAUGCCAAUGUGAUGCUAGUGGCCAUGGCAGCCAAAUGCUUGGCUAGUCUGGCAGCAGGACUGAGGAAGAAGUUUGGGACAUAUGCAGGUCAUGUGGUGCCAACCAUCUUGGAGAAGUUCAAGGAGAAGAAACCUCAGGUGGUUCAGGCCUUGCAGGAGGCCAUUGAUGCAGUCUUCCUUACUACAACCUUGCAAAACAUCAGUGAGGAUGUUCUGUCAGUGAUGGACAACAAGAACCCGUCCAUCAAGCAACAGGCUUCACUGUUCCUCGCCAGAAGCUUUCGUCACUGUACCCCAAGCACGUUGCCAAAAAGCGUUCUGAAGCCCUUCUGUGCAGCGUUCCUCAAGCAAGUGAAUGAUUCUGCUCCGGAGGUUAGAGAUGCUGCUUUUGAGGCUUUGGGGACGGCCAUGAAGGUAGUAGGGGAGAAAGCAGUUAACCCAUUCCUGACUGAUAUUGACAAACUCAAGUUGGACAAGAUAAAAGAAUGUGCUGAUAAAGUGGAGCUUGUUGGAAAGAAAGGAGGAGGUGGAGGAGAGAAGAAAGAGAAACCUGCUGCAAAAGCACCUCCACCUGUUGAAGCACCUGCCAAAACAUCCGGGCCUCUUAAGAAAGCUGCUCCUGCAAAGGCUGCAGGAGCUCCCAAGAAGGGAAAACCUGCCUCUGCCCCAAGUGCGAAGUCCAAGAAAGCUUCAGACACAAAGGAGAUUGUUGAGACUGAGUUAUCUACUGAAGUUUGUGAGGAGAAGGCUGCCGCUGUGCUCCCAGCCUCCUGUAUGCAGCUGCUGGACAGCGGUAACUGGAAGGAGAGACUUGCUAGCAUGGAAGAGUUUCAGAGGGCUGUGGAGCAGAUGGACAAAUCUGAAAUGCCGUGCCAGGCUUUAGUCAAGAUGCUGGCUAAGAAACCUGGAUGGAAAGAGACCAACUUUCAGGUCAUGCAAAUGAAGCUCCACAUUGUGGGUUUAAUCGCACAAAAGGGAUCGUUCUCAAAGACAUCGGCAUUGGUGGUUCUGGAUGGUCUGGUUGAUAAGAUUGGAGAUGUGAAGUGUGGAAGUAACUCUAAAGAGGCUCUCACUGCAAUCGGGGAGGCCUGUUCUCUGCCGUGGAUUGCUGAGCAGGUUGUCUCGAUGGCUUUCACUCAGAAAAACCCCAAAAACCAAGCAGAGACGUUGAAUUGGUUGGCCAAUGCCAUGAAGGAGUUUGGAUUUGCAGGAAUAAAUGUCAAGGCGUUCAUCAACAAUGUCAAAACUGCUCUGGGUGCCACAAAUCCUGCUGUGAGGACAUCAGCGAUCACUCUGUUGGGAGUCAUGUAUCUGUACAUGGGCGCUCCUCUGCGCAUGUUCUUUGAAGACGAAAAACCAGCCCUCCUUUCACAAAUUGAUGCUGAGUUUGAAAAGAUGCAGGGUCAGUCUCCUCCCGCCCCCAUCCGUGGCACCAAAAAAACAGUAGCAGAAGAAGGAGAUGCUGCUGAAGAAGAGGAGGUGGACGGUGGAGCUGGAGCUGGAGACAUUAUGGACUUGCUUCCCAGAACUGAUAUCAGUGAUAAAAUCACGUCGGACAUGGUGUCAAAGAUCAGCGACAAGAACUGGAAGAUAAGGAAGGAGGGGCUUGAUGAGGUGGCAGCAGUCAUUUCUGAGGCCAAAUUCAUCCAGGCCAACAUCGGCGAGCUGCCGAUGGCACUGAAGGAUCGUCUCAAUGAUUCCAACAAACUACUAGUCCAGCAGACUCUCAAUAUUCUACAGCAGAUAGCCACUGCCAUGGGUCCAUCUCUCAAGCAACAUGUAAGGAACCUGGGAAUUCCAGUUAUUACUGUUCUUGGAGACAGCAAGUCCAACGUCCGUGCUGCUGCCUUGUCAACGCUGAACGCAUGGGUGGAGCAGACUGGAAUGAAGGAGUGGCUUGAAGGAGAGGACCUAUCAGAAGAGCUCAAGAAGGAAAACCCCUUCCUCAGACAGGAAAUGCUGGGCUGGCUUGCUGAGAAGCUGCCCACACUGCAUACGGUGCCCGCGGACCUCAUGCAGUGCGUGCCUCCCCUGUAUGCCUGCCUGGAGGACCGCAGUGGCGAUGUGCGCAAGAAAGCUCAGGAUGCGCUUCCCACCUUCAUGAUGCACCUGGGCUAUGAGAAGAUGACCAAGGCUACCGGAAAACUAAAGCCGGCCUCAAAGGACCAGGUGGUUGGCAUGCUGGAGAAGGCCAGGGCCGUGAUGCCAGCCAAGCCUGCAGCUCCUGCCAAAGCUGCAGCUUCCAAAACUCCCGCCUCCAGCACCCCUGCUUCCAAACCAGCCUCAGCUCCAGCCAGGAACCAAAGUCCCAGUGAAGAUUUCAGUGAACCAGAACCCAAACCAGACACUAAGAAAGCUAAACCAGCAGGUCCUGCAGCUAAAAAGAGAGGGAGCAUGGAGCUCAAAGUGAAAGGAGAGAAAGAUAAUUCUAAACAAAACAGGCUCUCAAGAGGGACGCCUAGCAGUGAACAGGGUGUUGUGGGUAAGAAACCUCCAGUUAAGGCUGCUGCAAAGGAUGAGGAGGACAAAUCUGGCCCCAUCUUCAUCCUCGUUCCCAACGGCAAAGAGCAGAGGAUCAAGGAAGAGAAGACAUUGAAGAUUCUCAAGUGGAACUUCAUCACUCCUCGUGACGAGUAUGUGGAGCAGCUGAAAACUCAAAUGUCCACAUGUCUGGCCAAGUGGCUGCAAGACGAACUUUUCCACUUUGACUUUCAGCGCCAUGUAAAAGCUAUUGGAGCCAUGAUCGAGCACAUGGAGGCCGAGUGUGAGGCUGCGAUUGGCUGUCUAGAUCUGAUAUUGAAGUGGUUCACCUUGCGAUUCUUUGACACAAACACCAGUGUGCUGAUGAAAGCCCUGGAGUUCCUCAAGCUGCUCUUCACCAUGCUGAGCAGGAAGAACUACCAGCUCAAUGACUACGAGGCCUCAUCUUUCGUCCCCUAUCUGAUCCUCAAGGUUGGCGAGUCAAAGGAUGUGGUGCGUAAAGAUGUCAGAGCUAUUCUGACAAUGCUGUGUAAAGUCUACGCGGCCAGUAAAGUCUUCCCUUUCCUUAUGGAAGGGACCAAAUCAAAGAACUCAAAGCAGAGAUCUGAAUGUCUCGAGGAACUCGGCUGCCUGAUUGAGAACUUCAGUAUGAAUGUGUGCCAGCCGACUCCAGGCAAGGCUCUUAAAGAAAUCGCCGUUCACAUCGGAGACCGUGACACCGCGGUCCGCAACGCUGCGCUCAAUACAGUUGUGGCUGCCUACAACGCCUGUGGAGACCAAGUCUUUAAACUCAUUGGCAAUCUGUCUGAGAAAGAAAUGAGCAUGCUAGAGGAGAGGAUCAAACGUUCGGCUAAGAAGACACCUGCAGCAUCAGCCAAACAGGAGCGACCUCCGAGAGAGCAUCCCACCAAUCCCAAUGCAACCUUCCUGCGCAAGCCUGCUCAAGAGGAAGUGCCCAACAAGCUCAGAAUAAUGUAUCGCACUUAUAGGAUUCAAGCUCGGGCGCAGAACGCUCACUUGGAGCAGUCAACUCCGUCCAUCCCGAAGGAGUUUCAGCUGGAUCUGGACGUGUUCGAGAACAACCACACGUGUGCCAGCGACAUCCCUGACCUGGUGCAGCACAAACUGGAUGAAGUUCUGGAGCCAGUCAUGAUUCCUGAGCGCAAGAUGCGUUCGGUCUCUCCUCAUUUUGACGACAUUCACAACAGCACUGCCUCCACCAUCAACUUUGUUAUCUCUCAGGUGGCCAGUGGGGACAUUAACACCAGUAUCCAAGCCUUGGCACAGAUUGACGAAGUCCUGAGGCAGGCAGACAAAGCAGAAGCCAUGUCUGGACACAUCGACCAGUUCCUCAUCGCUACCUUCAUGCAGCUGCGGCUCAUUUACAACACACACAUGGCCGACGAUCGGCUGGACAAGAAGGAUAUCUUCAAACUCUACAGCUGCAUCAUAGGAAACAUGCUUUCUCUGUUCUCGAUGGAGAGUCUGGCACGGGAGGCCUCCAUGGGCGUCCUGAAGGACCUAAUGCACGGUCUGAUCACGCUGAUGUUGGACUCCAGAGUGGAGGACAUCGAGGAUGGACAGCAGCUCAUUCGCUCCGUCAACCUGCUUGUGGUUCGAGUGCUAGAAAAAUCUGACCAGACCAACAUCCUGAGUGCUUUGCUGGUGCUGCUGCAGGACAGUCUUAUCAGCACUGCCGGCUCCCCCAUGUUCUCCGAACUUGUCAUGAAGUGUCUAUGGAGAAUGAUCCGUUUCCUGCCACAGACCAUCAAUAGUAUUAAUCUGGACCGCAUCCUGCUGGAUGUGCACAACUUCAUGAAGGUUUUCCCUAAAGAGAAGCUCAAACAGCUGAAGAGUGACGUUCCCCACCGGACGUUGAAGACGCUACUUCACACGCUCUGCAGGCUCACCGGUGCCAAGAUAUUAGAUCACAUGUCCAUGAUUGAGAACCGCAACGAGUCGGAACUGGAGGCGCAUCUGAGGCGGGUGGUCAAGCAUUCAGCAAACCUCUCCGGACUCAAGACUGACAAGAACACAGAGAAGGGCGCCCUCAGAUCGGAUGACAAACUGAUCAAGGCCAAAGUGAGCGACAUCCUGUCUGAGAUCUUCAAAAAGAUUGGCUCAAAGGAGAAUACUAAAGAGGGUCUGACGGAGCUGUAUGAAUACAAGCAGAAGUACUCUGACGCAGACCUCGAGCCCUUCUUGAGGAACACGUCCCAAUUUUUCCAGAGUUAUGUGGAGCGAGGACUUCGCAUGAUUGAGUCAGAGCGUGAAGGAAAAGGCCGAAUUCAGACCUCCACAGUAAUCCCUCAGCAUAGCACAGAGUCAUAUUUGCCGAGCUCCAGCACCGUGCCCAUCAGCAGUAACGGAGAAGAUAUGAACGCCGCCGCCUACUACGAGAGACUGAAGAUAUUACGGCAACGGCGCGGCCUUGAGAACUCAACGCCGGAGGAAGAGCGCCCUCCACUCAGCUCCCUGAGACCAUCGGUGGCCUCCUCCACAGAUAUGCUCCACAGCAAACUGUCCCAGCUGAAGGAGUCCCGCGAGCACUUCCAGCAGGAGCAGUCACACUCCCACAGCCCCACCCGCUCCUCCUCCCCCGCCUCCAACCUCGACGACCUCAAAAAGAGGCUUGAGAGGAUAAAGAGCAACCGCCAGUAGAUCAGCGCCUCGCCUUCAUCCUACGCUAAUGCACUAGAUAGUCAGCCGACUUCCCCAAACUCCACCAUCCCAACGUUUUUCAGGAUAAAUGCGUGCAUAGAUAACGGUUAUGUGAAAUAGGAUGAAAAAAUAAAUAACUUGGUCUGUCUACAUUGUAUAAUAUGAAGUAAACAUUUUCUGUAUGUUAGUAUUGUGCACAGUUGUUUUUGUACAUACAGUGGCUAACCACACCAGGCUUUUAUGUGUCAUUUAGGGUUUUCCGUGUACAGUUUUCCUGUGCAGAAUGCUGUAAUAUGUGUAACUGAUGCUUUUUUUUUUUAAUAAGACAUUUUAGAGAAAUCUAAAUUUAAUGUCGCUUUCACUUGGUCUCAACUUCUAUCUGUUCAACACCGUUUGCCAUUUUUGCUGUUUUCUUUCUGCCUUUACUUUCUCUCUCUAUUCCAAGCAUCUCUGAAGCUCUCAUAACUUUGGAAGAAUUGAUUCCUUUCUUUUAAGGAGCAUGGCAUGAAGUACUGGAUCUUUCUUUUUAUGUAAAUAAAGUUUGCAUUACUAAA